UUUAGUUUGACAACGAACAUUGCUUCGAAUACAUUACUGCUGUUUCUGUCUUACAAUAUUACUUGUCCUCGAGUUUUCGCCAUUUCACGUUGCGUCAGUUAAUUAAUAAAUAUAUACACAAGUUUUUCAAAAAAAGAUAACUCUAUUUAUAUAUAAAACGAACUAAUUACUAAAUUUGCAGUUUAGUUUGUUGUUCGGACGACUUGAUAAAAAUUAAAUUAAAUAUUCCAUCGACGUGAACGACAUUUGCAAGUUCCGAUUGUGAUUUGAAGAGUGGAAAUUGUUUUGUGUAUACAUAUUUUUUAUAAGUACAAUGGCUGUCAUUUCUUCAAAACAGAGCGUCUACAGAUGGAUACUAAAGCAUCAACAUAAAUUAAAACAAACUGUUAGAUCCUGUUCCUUGCAAGUUAAAGAAGCUCCUCAAAUAGAUGAUAUUGCAAAUGAACGUUAUGAAACUGAUUCGGAAAUAACAUUUAAGGCUAGUGAUCUCACUACAAAACUCGCCGAUCCGGGAAAACUUCGACCAAAACCUGAUGUUAGUGAAUUAAAAUUUGGACAUUUCUUUAGUGACCAUAUGCUGAAAAUAAACUAUUACGAAAAAUUGGGAGGCUGGCAGAAACCCAAAAUAGUACCAUUUGGAAAUCUUUCACUGCAUCCUGCAGCUAGAGCACUACAUUACGCUAUUGAGCUAUUUGAAGGAACAAAAGUGUAUAGAGGUGUAGAUGGCAAAUUGAGAUGGUUUCGACCGGACCUAAAUAUGAUACGUAUGAAUAAAUCCGCCGAAAUGGUCGGAUUACCAACUUUCAACUGUGACGAACUGAUUAAAUGUAUUACCAGAUUAAUACAAAUAGAUCAAGAAUGGGUACCGCAUAGUGAGAAGGCCAGUUUGUAUAUAAGACCUACGUUCAUCGCCAUUGAUGGAACUCUCGGAGUAGCGAAAAGUGAGUCUUCAUUACUUUACGUCAUAAUGUGCCCUGUGGGAUCUUACUGGGCAGAAGGGCAAAAUGAUUCCGUCGCUUUGUAUGCAGACCCAAGAUACGCUCGAGCUUGGCCCGGUGGUUGUGGAAACAGUAAAUUAGGUUCAAAUUACGCACCGACAAUUAGAGUUCAAAGUGAUGCUCAGAAAAGAGGCUUGCAGCAAGUUUUGUGGUUAUAUGGACCGGAGAACUACAUUACAGAAGUGGGAACUAUGAACAUUUUCCUUUAUUAUAAAGAUUCUAAUGGAGAAAAAGUUUUGGCAACUCCGCCAUUAAACGAAUUAAUUCUUCCUGGUGUAAUAAGAGACUCCAUACUUGCAUUGGGAAGGCAAUGGAAGGAAUUUAGAGUAGAAGAACGGAUGGUAACGAUGAGGGAAUUAGUAAAUCUCCAAAAACAAGGACGACUUUUAGAGAUGUUUGGUGCGGGUACUGCUUGUAUAAUAACCCCUGUAGCAUCUAUCGAAUUUCUCGGCGAUACCAUCACCAUACCCACCAUGCAACAGGAGAAUCCCAUUUACCGAAAAUUGAGGAGUUACCUUUCGGCUAUUCAAUACGGUCACAUAGAACACCCAUGGGGAAUGAUAAUCGAUUAGUAAUAUCGAAUAGUAUUUAUAACGACUGUGGUACAUAUGUAAAUAGCUUUGUUGUUUUUAAUUUAUGUUUUUAGACUUAAAUAAGAACGAAAAACGUCCUGAACUAAAUAUUUGACGACUCUGGUCAAAAUAAAAACUCAACUUGCCACAUGCGACAAGGUUACAUAAAGAGCGAAUAUAAAUUCACAUUCGAACAAUGCUGCCAACCUUUGUAAAGAGCAUGGAAUUUGAGGUUAUUUUGAUUUAAAAUCAUGGACAUAUUUUAGUGUUAUAUUAAAAUUGUUUAACUUACCAUUUCGUAUCUUUUGUUGAAUAUGUUUUAUAAACAAAUUCUGAUUUCAUUUGCGCCUAGAGCGAAGAAAAGGGUAUAAACUUUUGCUAACAAGAAAGGGAAAGGGAAUGCACAAAUUCAUUUUUGGUUUUAGGAUUGAAUAUGCAACAGAAAUGACUUCUGAUCCACAAUAAUUAAUGAAAUUGAAGAUGUUAGACAACAAAUUAUGAAAAACUGAGCGGAGAAAGGUGGGAUUACGAACAAGACAAACUUGACAACAUCAUACAAUGUAUACAAGAUUUUCAGUGCUUGAAUUCAAUAUUCCAAAGAUGCAGUUUUCAACCAGAUUAAUAUAAUAGCUACUUUCCAUCUACAUGAAAUUUCAGAUUAUUCUCACUUGUGAGGUCUUAACUCAGUUCAGUGCAAUUUUCUUUUCAAUCUCACAAGUGAGACUUAACUGAGUUUUUAUUAGCAAUCUGUAUAAGUUUGAGAUCGUGUGCUUUAGUGAUUUUUGUGAACUCAGAUUGAAAGUGAUGUUGAAGACAUCACGUCAGAUUUUGCCAUCAAAAUAAGCAAGAAAGUACUAAAUAUUAAAUGGUGUCGUUUCUUUCGCUGCGAGUAUCAGACGAUAGACCAAUGAUAUUGGUAAAUUUUAUGUGAUUAUUUAGAAUAUCAACUCACAUUACGCAUUCCUUUUAUUCACUGGGCAGUGAAGUCAUUAUCUGAGUAUAAGAUUCUCACGUAAUUGAGUGACUCAGUUCACUUAAAUGUAAAUGGAAAGCAGCUGAUAUCUUGGCUUAGUUAAGCUGUGGCUUGUUCGUACUUACGAUAGCUAAUUCAUAUUUUUGAUUAAUGUAAUUUACGAUCUUUGCAUUUUUUUAAAAAUUAUAGUUUGACGUAUAUAAAUUCAUCUACUUUACGGUUUGAAAUAGUUAUAGGCAAUGAAACUACAACAUCUCGACUAGGCAUGUAGGGCAUAUUAAAUCAUAAAAUUUUUAAAUGUAAUUAUAUGUGAAGAAACAAAAUAUUUUUUAUUUAUUUUCCACUAAAAGUUUAGACAAAUGUAUUAGUCGUAAUUUUAAUGAUUUUGGAUCAUUCUACUCUACCAACAGGGCACUUAGAUACAUAUGGUGGGGUAAAGUUGAAUGAAAUUGUUUAAAUUAUAAUUUUUAUUUAUAAUCACUCUUACAAAUUACUUGUUACUUUACCAAGUGUAAUAUUUUUAGUCUUUAGAACAGAAUUGCUAAAACUUUCUUUCCUUCAAUUAAAAUAAAACUAAAAAAAAAUAGAAACAAAAAAAUCUAAAAUUACAUUUAAGUACUAUCAUCAAAUUUUGUUCAUUAUUUUUAUUAAAUACUGUUAUUUUUGUUCCCCACCACGUUGUCCCUUUUUUUCUCAAGUAUAGAUCCUAUUACUUUGUCUCAUGUCGCUUUAGGUCUUCCUCUUUUUUUGUUUUUGCCUGAUUUUACUUCCCGAACUCUCUUCACUAGUCUUAAAUCUUCCAUUCUUUGUAAAUGACCCGACCAACUUAACUGCAUUGGCUCAAUGAAUUUAAUGAGAAACAUGAUUUCCAGAUUUUGUUGUAUUUUUGUGUCACAGUAAAUAGUGCAGCAUAUGCAUUCAAGGAGGUAACAAAUAAGGAUUUGUCUUUGGGAGCACUAAGUCACACAAGGUUUAGCAGCAAAUAUAAAAACUUGCGAUCUCUUCAACAACACUUACUGCACACUCUGGGCAAUAUUGAAGCAACUGACUCAAAAACUGGCAGAGAUGCUCACGGAUUGAUCACACGUAUUACCAAAAUUGAGUUCAUUUUUGUAUUGAAUAUUGAACCUCUUUUAUGAAAAAAUUAAAUUUUUUCAUAGUACAAACAGAAUCAUAAUGGAUCUAUUCAUGAAGUAGUUCAGGUGGCUGACAGCGUAGUUAUGUCCAUAAAUGGUAAAAUACACGAAGAAGAAUUCCAAAAGUUUUUUACUGAAGCAUUUGAUUUUUGUGAAAGACAUGGCUUUGAGAGGCCAACAGUUGAACGCAAAAGAAAACUAACACCUAAAAUAGGAGAAGGAGGUGUUCAUCUUGAAUAUGAUUCGCAACUAUCCUAUUUUUUGGAAACGUUCUACUUCUCUGUUAGAUACACUUAGUGAGAGCAUUAGGUUACGAUUUAAAAAACAACAGACUCUACUCUGCAACAUGAAAUUAUUGCUGACUGCAUCGACGAAAAACAAUUCAGUUUGUAAAACCGUAUCAAAAAAGCAUUUUUUGUUGUGGUUAUAGUCCCAGAGCUGGCUACAUUAAACUGUACCGAUAAAGUACACGACGUUUGAGUUCGUAAACCCCUAGAAAAUAGUUGUGACGUUACCAAAUGGCUGUUCUGCCUGUUCGGAUAGGAAGCAUAUGAAAAUGCCAGCCGAGUUUCCACGUCGAACAAAUGUGCCUAAAAAACCGAUGGGGUACACGCGUGAAAAUUUUUUUAUAGGUUUUUAUAGAGUUCAACUAAGAGCGGUAAAGCAGUGGCAGAAAUGUAACCGUUCAGAAAACCUCCGGCAGAAGCGAUAAAGACUGUCGGAAAACUCAUGUGAAAAAACCGAUGGGGUACACGUGCCAAAAUUUUUUACGUGCUGUUAGGAAAAAUUCAAAAAAUAUCGACGUACAUGUAAAAUUAUAUACAUUCGCAGUUGUUGCAUUCAAAACCUGUUUUUUAUAAUGCCAUUCCAAAUAUCUUUUUGUUCUACCCCAAAUUGAAAAAAUAUUUAUAUAUAUAUAUGUAUAUAUAUAUAUAUAUAUAUAUAUAUAUAUAUAUAUAUAUAUAUACAUAUAUAUACGAAAACUUAAUUCGACUAAGUUUAAUAAAGUGAAAAUAAUGCAUUAAUCAAAUUAAGAUUUUUAUUAUUAACAUAAAUAGGGUUAUCGACGAUUUAAAACUUAAUUCCUUAAUAAUAGGUACACGUUCACGUCGCACACGCCUUAGGUCGGCCCUGGUAAAAAUAUUGAUUUUUUCGGCCUAUUUCGAUCUCUAUCUCCUAAUAAAGAUUAUUGUCAAUCAGAAGAGAGGUAAAAUAAAGGAGUUUUGUCAACACGAAAUAAAAUAAAUAAUUAAUUAAAAAAAUGUACUAAAUCCAUUUAAAACUGUUAACUUGCCUUUGAUAUACAGGGUGUUUCGAAUUAAGUACGCACUAUUGCUAACUUUUUUAAUAGUCUAGAUACGAAGUCGGUUAAAGAGCAAAGUAUUAGUAUUAUGUAUGUUUUAUAUGAGCUUUUAUAUUUUGCAAAUAAUUUAGAAAGGUUUGAGCCAAAAACAUACAGGGUGUUCUAUUAAAAAAUAUUCUAUUUGUCCGAAUUACUCGAAAACGGUAUAAGCAAUUGUUUUUCUGUUUUCACCAUCUUAAUCAGCGUGAAAAUACUACUUUGCAUAUUAAACGUCUUCGUAUCUAGAAUAUUAAAAAAGUGAGCAAUGGUGCGCACCUAAUUUGAAACACCUUGUAUAUGUGGAUAUUCACAGGAUGUUACAGAAGAUCGUGAACACAUAGCACAACAUAUCCAAUACUAUUAGCUGACUGCCUGUCGAUGCGAUCACAUCGAAUAAUAGAAUUAAUAUAAAAGAUAGAGAGAGCGAGGUAUAGGAGCUUGUUCAAGUGAGCCUGAACUGCUGAUAAAGAGAGAAAAAACAUUGAUAUACCACUCUUCAUCUCUUUAAUCUAUUCUGAUGCCGCCAUGACGUCGAACGGCAAAGGAGGAAAAUAACAAGUUUGAUUUUAAUAGAUCAUUUCGAGUAUCGUUGGCCAUUUUGUCGUGGUGCACAAAGGUUUUGUUUCCUUGUGUAGCAGAAUAAUAGUUUCGAGCGCUUUUUUAUAUAAAUGAGUAUUUUAUAUCACAAGAAGAAAUAGUACUGAUAAUAGUUUUAAUGUGAAUAACGAAAUGUUUAUCCUUCAAGAAAAUAUGACGGUUAAUUGUGACGUCAUCCUAAGAUGAGUAGUAGAGAGUUAUAAAAAGUGGUAAACCAAUGCUCUAUCUCUCUCCAAUACUAACAAUCUGUACAUCGGAUGCGUUUAAACAUUUAUAGGAGCAUUCUAGAAAUGUCAUCAUAUAAAUCGAUUAUUGUAAUAAAUGCUUGUGUAUCUAUGUGCCUCUUGUACCAUUGUGCCCGACUUUCUCUAAUUAUGAUAAAAAUAUCGUUUAAUUGCCUUAACCAACACUCUACAAUUUGUCAAAUUUUUUUAUAUA
Messenger RNA from Diorhabda sublineata, 6056 nucleotides. RefSeq names its product branched-chain-amino-acid aminotransferase, cytosolic (gene Bcat). The coding region runs from base 314 to 1570 and encodes 418 amino acids. Gene Ontology annotation, molecular function: branched-chain-amino-acid:2-oxoglutarate transaminase activity. Lineage: Eukaryota; Metazoa; Arthropoda; Insecta; Coleoptera; Chrysomelidae. The record is from RefSeq and is a predicted model, not a curated record. Gene Ontology annotation, biological process: L-valine biosynthetic process; L-leucine biosynthetic process. The transcript is spliced from 7 exons. Gene Ontology annotation, cellular component: mitochondrion.